ACGCCCCGGAGCCGCAAGCCCAUCCACAUCGCGUCACCUGAUCAGAAGACGGCGGCCCAGACCGCGGCGCCCGUGGCUCCCGCCGCGGCAUCGGCGACGGUGAAGCCAGCGGCCCCGCAGCAGGCCGGUCUGUCGGCGCCCAUGAGCCCGCCCUCCAGGCGCGGGCGCGGCAGCCGACCAUCCUCGCCGAGGCCGCAGGCCAACGCGGCCAAGUACUUCCCGUCCAACUCGUACAGCCCCACGCGCGACCAGUGCCCCACCUCCCCGCCGUCCAGGAGGAUGCGCCCGCGCCUCAGGUCCGCGGACUCGGUCAGCUCUUUGAGCUCGGACGCCGUGUCGAGCCCGCAACUUCCCCGGGCGUCCAAGCACAAGAAGGACGCCGAGUCUCCGAGAGGGGUGCUCGUCAAGCCCAUCGUGCAGGUCCGCUACGAGGACAGGGACAUGCGCGACGUGGACGACGAGGAGAUGAUGCGGAUCGUGGACAAGGAGAGGAAGUCGACCAACCUGGAUGACGCGCUCAGCGAGUUAGAGGCCAUCUACAAGAGCCUCCGCCUGGGCGACGAGGACCUCCUAGACCGCGCCGAGCGGAGGGACCUUCCUGCUCCGCCGACGCAUUUUUUGACAUACCAGCGCUCAUCCUCGUUGGAGGACGACACCGAGGGCUCCUCGGCGGGGCCUGCGUCGGAGUCGGCCCCCCGCAGCAGGGAAAGGGGCCCGCGGCGCUCCGGCGUGCCGGACAAGGUAGCGGACGACAUGGCCCUGCGCAGAAUGCGGCAGGCGGAACGCCCGCCCUCGCAGCAGGACUCGCGGAGCAUCGUGUCGCAGGCCGGCAGCUACUUGCUCGUGUCCACGGCGCUGUCCUCGCCGCAGUCGCCGCUCUCCCCGCGCGCCGCGUCUCACCUCUCGCUCUCCCCGGAGCCGGGCACCGAGCCCGACGUGACCCUCGAUGACGUGGUUUACCGCACCGUGCGCCAGGCUAACUCCACCCUGAAGGUGGCCGAGCACCAGCCGCCCUUCGGCAUCCCCCUGGGCCCCGUGGCGCCGUCCCCCAACAGCGACUACUUGCACGCCACGCCGCAGGACCGCUAUCGGCCCACCUUCAAGCCCAGGCGCACGCCCGACGUGGUCAAGGACGACUUGGCCUUCCGCUCGCUGCGCAAGGACGGCGCACGGGACUCGCAGCUGCCGCCCAACACGGGCGAGACCGUCCAGCUGCACCCCACGGUAGCGACGCCCCCGCCCAGCGAGCCCACCACGCUGCGGAACAAGCGCGCCGUGCGCUCACUGAGCGCCAACAUCUUCAGCCUCAUCCAACGCGAGGUGGACGCCAUGGACUCGCCGCUGCACGCGCCGGAACCCGGCCCGCCCGGUAAGGAGAAGCAGGACUUCGAGAAGGCGCAGAGCGUGUCGGACCUGGCUGCCGUGCUGCAGGUGGCGCAGAAGGUGCAGGCCAGGAAGGCGGCUCAGCAGAAGAAGAGCCUCGACCCGGAUGCCACUCCCCGCGCCUCGACCUGCUAUGGGGACGCCGCCGCCACGAGCACUGAGACGCUGACGGACAGCAUGCUGGACCUCCAGCACCCGAGGUCCCAACCUAGCCCCAGGUUGGCGCCGAGCGCGCCGUCGUCCGAGAGGGAACAGAGCUCGUCGGACAACCUGGACAGUCUGCUCGACGAGAUGGCCAAGGAGGCUCGCGAGACGAGCGAGAAACUCGGUCGUGAGAUCGAAGAGCUGGUGUCGGUCGAGUCCAAGGGACGCACACCUAAAGGCACUCCCAAAGGCACACCCAAGGGCACACCCAAAGGCACGCCUAAGGCCAAGAGGCGCUCCAAGACCGCAGCGGAGGUGAAGCUCUCCCACGAGGAGAAGAAUCGCAUGCUGAAGGAGCAAGUGCUCGCGCAGGCGCGAGCCCGGUCGGGGUGCAUGGAGCGGGACCGCGAGGCGAACAGCUCUCCUUCACCAGACAGGGAGGCGGAGAAGGGCCGCGAGGCGGACCAAGCGCGCAUCCUGGAGCUGAGCGAGACGGCCAGGUCACAGAUGGAGUCCCUGCAGCAGCUCACUGAGAUGCUGUCGCCCAAGCCCUCGAGGCGGAGAACGGCUGCGGCCGAGUCGCGGGGCGGGAGUGAGGCGCCGAGGCUGUCGCCCACCCCGUCCCGACGGACCGUCACUGAGUCCAACAGCAGUCGCGAGGCCUCCGUGUCGAAGCUGUCGCCAAGUCCGUCGCGGCGCACCAAGAUGGACACGGCCGCGCCGCGAAAGACGUCGCCCAUCGAGUCAGUCCGGCCCACCGAGCCGUCGACGGCCCCGCGGCUUUCGCCGAUUCCGUCGCGGAGGUCCGAGCCUCAGAGAGGCGACUCCGCUGGUGAGCCGAACAUCUUCAAGCUCCUGCUGCUGCGGGCCAGGAGCUGCCAGCAGGACUGCCAGCAGGUUACCAGGCCAGAGGAGCAGCGUGAACAGCCGCCGCAGCAGGACCUACAGGACUUACAGGAUGACGGAGAGGAGGAGGACGAUGAGCGACGAGUGAGCUUCGAGUACGACACUUGUCGCUUCGAGGACUACCUCCAACUCUGCUACACGGGAGUGUACUCAUCCGAGGAGCACCAGGACUCGUUGGAGCCCGAUCAGCAGGAGCCACAGGGCCUGCAGGAUCUACAGGACCCUCCUUCAAAUUGUAGUGCAGCACUUACUUCCACAUCGAUCUCUUGGGACCCAAAAAACCACCCUUUUAACAAGCAGCCUUGGCCGGAUAACGUAUCCAGGUCCCGGAGUGCGACCGAUCUUUCACGAUCUAUUGAGUCAUUUACGGGUCGCUCCAGAUCUGAGGAUCGGAAAGAGCCGGCCGAAUCAGGGGACGACUCUUCACAUUCCAGGUUACCUUACAGCAAAGACUGUUCUUACAGCCCGUCCGAUUCUAGAGACGGCCGAUCGUACUCGAUUAGAGAAGAAAAUUAUUCUCACAAAGAGGACCGGCUUUAUUCUGAAAGUCCUUACAACAGAGAAGAUUGUAGCGAAUCCAGAGAUUUUUUCAGGGAAGACGAUCAAGCAUAUUCAAAUUCCAGAGACCUUUCAAGUAGAGAAGAAACUCAGGAUUCUUCCUGGGACCCGACAACCACUACCACCUCAAUCAGCGGGGAGUACCCGCUUUCCCCCCGGGAACAACUCGGCGUCGAUCACAGCUUCACCGGCUCUUGGUCGAGACCACCGUCGAGGCCGACCUGCCAAGGGCAUCGGCGACGUCGGGGGGAGAACUAUGAAGAGGAGGACAGCGAGGACGCGGCCGCGGACCGAGAAGUAGCUCGCGUCUUCCGUGAGGAUGUGGCCACCUCUUCUUCAGGGCGCCAUAAACACCAACACCAACGCUGUCGCUGCUGUUCCAGCGUCCACCAGGACGACCAGGACGCCGGCGUCGAUGAAGACGACCGUGCAGUCCACCACCUGCUGUCCGAGAGCGCUCUGAUCGACGGCGUGACCGCCGACAGCCUUACGUCCUCGUCCUUCCAGUACGGCGACAGCGGGUCUUCUGAGCCGAGCGGCUCCCCCAGCGGGCCUACGCACUACGUGGACACGCUCGAGGAGUGCUCGGAGGUGCUGCGGACCGACUCGGUGCCCGUGCGCACCGACUGCGGCACAGACGACUACUGCUACGAGACCCUCGCCGAUGUCACCGACUGCGACGAGGAUUGGGUCGUCCCCGUGACAUGGUGUACCUGGUCCAGGGAGGGCAGCGUGCCACACACAACCCCACCACCACCUGCGCCCGCGCCACACCGAGACCCGCAGGACGCCACCGACGCCAUGGGGGAAGAGGCCGCCGCGGACCAGUCGCGCGCCAGGAUCGCGCGCUACAAGGAGGAGCGCCGCAGACAGCUCGAGGCGCAGUUCGGGCCGCGGGACGCCGGCGCGGCUCUCGCGAGGCCCGGCGGGGGCGGCGCCACCUCCAGCGAUGAGGGCACGGGCGCGCCGCGGAGGCAGCCCGUGCGCCUGAGUCCCCGAAAGUCCCAGUCUUCGUCGCUGUCGGCGUCGCCCGGUGCGCCGGAGAAGGACAAGAGCCACAAGCGCAAGUCCAACCUGAACCGCGCGCACACCGAGGAGGCCGUCGACUCUGGAUGUUAG
Molecule: messenger RNA, 4110 nt
Organism: Frankliniella occidentalis (western flower thrips)
Lineage: Eukaryota; Metazoa; Arthropoda; Insecta; Thysanoptera; Thripidae
Exons: 4
Coding region: 142-4110 (1322 amino acids)
Source: RefSeq, a predicted model, not a curated record